UUAGCUAGAAAAGUUUGAGGAAUUGAGAGAGAGAUUAUUUGGAAUGGUAAUAUUCCAAUAUAUUGUAACCUGUACUCAUUGCUUCUUUUUUAGUUACAAUAUAUUGUGUUUCAAAAAAAAAAAAAAACGUACGUGGAAACCACACGAAAAGGAAAAAUAUAUAUGAUAGAAAUAUUUUAUCCACAAAAUAGAGUAAGCAGUAAUACUAGUAAGGAUAGAUAGAGAAAAUCCAAGUAUCACACAACAAAACAAUCCUCAACCAAUCAAAACCCUCCAACUAAGCUUUCUUCAACCCUCCUACCUUAUCCAACUCCCUUCCAUAGAAUCUAAAACCCUUCUCUCUCCACUCACACUCCCCUCCAAAUAAUCUUUCUUUCCGAGAAAAUCACCCAGAAAAUAAAAACUUCAUUCUGUAUCGAUCAUUCGAUACAACUGGGGUUGUGAUUAAGUAAUUAAACAGCAGAAACGAAAACGAAGAUGUCUCUCACAAUCCCCACUAACCUCUCAAAAUCCAUGCUCAAGCCUAGGCUGAGCAACACACCAAGAUUGCCGCAGAAAUCGAGCUUCGUUGUCUGCUCCGCCGCCCAGCCGGAGAAGAUUUCUUCCUCUUCCGCAGCCGUAGAGAGCCAGCUGAAGGCGUUCUCCGCGGCUCUAGCUCUGUCAUCGAUCCUAAUCUCGGCCGCGCCGAUGCCAGCCGCAGCCGACAUCGCCGGGCUGACGCCGUGUAAGGAUUCGAAGCAGUUCGCCAAGCGCGAGAAGCAGCAGAUCAAGAAGCUAGAAUCGUCGCUGAAGCUGUACGCGGCUGACUCUGCUCCGGCUCUGGCCAUCAACGCGACGAUCGAGAAGACGAAGAGGCGAUUCGACUUCUACGGAAAAUCGGGGCUGUUGUGCGGUGCGGAUGGGCUGCCGCACCUGAUCGUGAGCGGUGACCAGAGGCAUUGGGGUGAGUUUAUCACGCCUGGAUUGCUGUUCUUGUACAUCGCCGGUUGGAUUGGGUGGGUCGGACGGAGCUACCUAAUCGCCAUUAGAGGAGAGAAGAAGCCGACGCAGAAGGAGAUUAUUAUCGAUGUGCCUUUGGCUACUGGUUUGGUUUUCAGAGGGUUCAGUUGGCCUGUUGCUGCUUACAGAGAGUUCGUUAAUGGUGAUCUUAUUGCCAAGGAUGUCUAAGCCAAUCACCACUCAAAUUUCACCCUCUUUGUAUGAGAUGGAAUACCAAAGAGAGGAGACUGAUUAUGCUUGAGCUGGGAGUAACUUAGAAUGGUAUUUUUCAAGAAAAAGAAAAAAGAAAGUUAGAAGUGUAUGUUUGAGGUGUUGAUGGGUACAUUUCUUGUAUCUAAUUGUAAAAUUUUAGUUGUUUUGUUGUAUGUACCAAUGGUUGCACCAUAUACCGUAACGUACUUUUAUUCUUUGCUUCUUUUCA
Cannabis sativa is the source of this 1420-nucleotide messenger RNA. Its product is annotated as photosystem I reaction center subunit III, chloroplastic. The record is from RefSeq and is a predicted model, not a curated record. Gene Ontology annotation, biological process: photosynthesis. Gene Ontology annotation, cellular component: chloroplast thylakoid membrane; photosystem I reaction center; photosystem I. The coding region runs from base 478 to 1167 and encodes 229 amino acids. The transcript has 2 exons. Lineage: Eukaryota; Viridiplantae; Streptophyta; Magnoliopsida; Rosales; Cannabaceae.